GGAGCAGCCAUGUCUUUGGGCGAGUACGAGAGGCACUGCGACUCCAUCAACUCCGACUUCGGGAACGAGUCGUCCAGCCGGAGCGGGCCCGGGCCUGCGCCUCCUGCCUUAGGCGGCGAGCAGGAGGAGCUGCAUUACGCUCCCAUCCGCGUCCUGGGCCGGGGGGCCUUCGGGGAGGCCACCCUGUAUCGGCGGACUGAGGAUGACUCACUUGUAGUGUGGAAGGAAGUGGACCUGACCAGACUCUCAGAAAAAGAACGGCGUGAUGCUUUGAAUGAGAUUGUUAUUCUUGCUCUGCUGCAGCAUGACAACAUCAUUGCCUAUUACAAUCAUUUCAUGGAUAAUACCACACUGCUGAUUGAACUAGAAUACUGCAAUGGGGGAAACCUCUAUGAUAAGAUCCUGCGGCAGAAAGACAAGUUGUUUGAGGAAGAGAUGGUGGUGUGGUACCUGUUUCAGAUUGUAUCAGCGGUAAGCUGCAUCCACAGGGAAGGAAUACUUCACAGAGAUAUAAAGACAUUGAAUAUCUUCCUCACUAAAGCAAACCUCAUAAAACUGGGUGAUUAUGGUCUGGCGAAAAAGUUGAACUCUGAGUAUUCCAUGGCUGAGACGUUGGUAGGAACCCCAUACUACAUGUCUCCUGAGCUCUGCCAGGGAGUAAAAUACAAUUUCAAAUCUGACAUGUGGGCAGUUGGCUGUGUCGCUUUUGAGCUCCUCACUCUGAAGAGAACUUUUGAUGCUACCAAUCCAUUGAACCUCUGUGUGAAGAUUGUGCAAGGCACCCGGGCCAUGGAAGUUGAUUCCAGUGUUUAUUCUCUGGAGCUCAUUCAGAUGGUGCAUUCCUGCCUCGAUCAGGAUCCUGAGAAGAGGCCUACUGCGGAUGAGGUGCUCGAUAGUCCCCUUCUCAUCAAAUGCAGGAGGGAGAUGGAAGAGAAAGUUGCAUUGCUUAAUGGCCCAAACAAGCGACCAAGAUCGAGCACCAUGAAUGAGGCUCCCAUUGCAGUGGUGACCUCACGCAGUAGUGAGGUGUACGUAUGGGGGGGUGGAAAGUCCACUCCUCAAAAGCUAGAUGUCAUCAAGGGUGGCUGCAGUGCACGACAGGUCUGUGCAGGAAACACCCACUUUGCUGUGGUGACAGUAGAGAAGGAGCUCUAUACAUGGGUGAACAUGCAAGGGGGCACCAAGUUGCAUGGCCAACUGGGGCAUGGAGACAGAGCCUCAUACAGGCAACCGAAGCAUGUGGAAAAACUGCAGGGCAAGGCCAUUCGCCAAGUGUCUUGUGGUGAUGACUUUACUGUGUGCAUCACGGAUGAAGGUCAGGUCUUUGCCUUUGGCUCAGACUAUUAUGGCUGUAUAGGUGUUGACAAGGCUUUUGGCUCUGAGGUUCUGGAACCUGAGCAGCUGAACCUCUUUCUCAACAAUCCUGUGGAGCAGGUAUCUUGUGGAGAUAACCAUGUGGCUGUGCUGACUCGAAACCGAGAGGUCUACACAUGGGGAUGUGGAGAAUAUGGACGCCUAGGGCUGGAUUCAGAAGAGGAUCAUUCCCUCCCACAGAAGGUGGAAAUUCAGAAGACCUCCAAUAUUGUUUCAGUUCAGUGUGGCAGUGAUGGAACUUUUCUGCUCACACAGGCAGGCAAGGUCUUAGCUUGUGGUCUGAAUGAAUUCAAUAAGCUGGGCCUGAACCAGUGCACUUCAGGGAUCAUUAAUCAUGAUGCUUACCAAGAAAUUCCCUACACCACCACCUUCACUUUGGCUAAGAAGCUCUCAUUCUACAAGAUUCGCACCAUUGCCCCAGGAAAGACACACACAGCUGCUGUUGAUGAACGGGGCCGUCUGCUUACUUUUGGCUCCAACAAGUGUGGGCAGCUGGGUGUCGGAGACUAUAAGAAACGUUUGGGUAUUAAUCUGCUUGGAGGACCCCUCGGGGGAAAGCAGGUUAUCAGGGUUUCCUGUGGGGAUGAGUUCACUAUAGCUGCUACUGAUGAUAACCAUAUCUUUGCCUGGGGUAAUGGUGGCAACGGUCGCUUAGCAAUGACACCAACCGAGAGAGCUCAUAGUUCUGAUAUUUGUACAUCGUGGCCUCGCCCCAUUUUUGGCUCCCUGCAUUAUGUUCCCGAUCUGUCUUGCCGUGGCUGGCACACCAUCAUAAUUGUCGAAAAAGUGAUAAAUUCUAAAACUAUCCUUCGUUCAAGUAGCAGUGGCCUGUCCAUUGGGACUGUGGCUCAGAGUUCUACAGCUGAAGGAGGAGAAGAUGAGGAAAACGAGCGGGAGUCUGAGACCCCUGAUCCCAGCAGAGGUUUCAGAGGAACCAUGGAAGCAGACCGCGGAAUGGGGGAUCGGAUCAGUGCAACAGAAGACAUGGGAGAUAGUGCUGCUGCCAGCAGCUCUUGCCCUAGCUGGCUGCGCAAGGAGCUGGAGAACGCAGAGUUCAUCCCCAUGCCUGAAACACCGUCUCUUGUAAGUCUAGCCUCUUCAGGAUCUAAGAAGGAGACCCUUCCCUACAAAGAGCUGAAAGGACUCCACUUGGCAUCUCCUCCUCCUGCUGAUACCAAAAAGUCCACAGCAGAGUCUUGGCAGCAGCUCUUUGAUACAGCAGAGGCCUGCAGUGGGGAGAAGACAUCUUUGGUACCAACGGCAUGCAAGUGCAGCUUGUUGCAGGCUGAACUGCAGCGACUGAAUGGUUUGGUAUUAAAAUGCUUGGCAGACCAGCAGGAGCUGCAGCAGGAAACCACUCGUCUCAGUGCUCAGCUUCAGAGUCUCUCUAGGGAAGGAGGAACACAGCCGUUGGAGGUUCACACCAAAGCCACACAAACAUCCAAGGAAGAGAUGGAAGCGGAUCCAAAGCCUGACCUGGAUUCUGACUCCUGGUGUCUCCUGGGAACUGAUUCAUGCCGCUUCAGUCUCUAGUCUUUUGAGCCCACUGGAAUCCAUCCAAUUUCACAGCACACUAACUGUAUGCAAGAGCAGCUUUCCAGACAACAUGUCCUUUGUGAACAGGACAUUAGAUUCUCCAGAACAGCUUCCCUAUAGGUG
Molecule: messenger RNA, 3033 nt
Organism: Euleptes europaea (tarantolino)
Lineage: Eukaryota; Metazoa; Chordata; Lepidosauria; Squamata; Sphaerodactylidae
Gene: NEK9
Product: NIMA related kinase 9
Exons: 22
Coding region: 10-2907 (965 amino acids)
Biological process (GO): protein phosphorylation
Cellular component (GO): centrosome
Molecular function (GO): protein kinase activity; protein kinase binding; ATP binding
Source: RefSeq, a predicted model, not a curated record